UCCCAGACAGAAUGGGAUGCAGGCGAAGACUGACAUAAAUAAUCGUGACGGCCGGAGCCCCCCCACCCCACCCUCCCAGCUUCAGGAGGCAGGGCGUCCUCGCGCUGGCUUUCGGGAAAUGUAGUUGUAAUGCUACCGACGCCGGCCGUUUGCGACAGAAACUACAACCCCCACAGGCCACCGCGACGCCGGCCGCUGCCGGCGAACCAACGGUCCCGGAGGAGUUCGGGGUUAACUGGGAGCGUCCAUCUGACAAUGGAUUCUGAAUUAUCACACAGUGUAAUUGGGAGCUAUCUUAACCCUCCAGAAAGAAUGUAUCUCCCAUCUUUUAUCCAGAAUGAACCAUCUCAGAAUGGCCACCCUGUGAAUUCAGAAGUCAUCCCUCCUAAAAUGUUUAAUAGUCCAAACAACCAAGCACUUGUUUCAGCAUUAAAAACUCUUCAGGAAAAGAUCCAUCGCCUAGAGCUGGAGCGGACUCAGGCUGAGGACAACCUGAACUCUCUGUCCAGAGAGGCAGCACAGUAUAAAAAGGCCUUGGAGAAUGAAACAAAUGAGCGGAACCUGGCCCACCAGGAAUUGAUUAAACAGAAAAAAGAUAUAAGCUUCCAGUUAAGCUCAGCCCAGUCCCGUUGUACACUUCUAGAGAAGCAGCUCGAAUAUACAAAGAGAAUGGUUCUCAAUGUAGAGCGAGAAAAGGCUAUGAUCCUAGAACAACAGGCCCAGCUUCAAAGGGAAAAAGAACAAGAUCAGAUGAAGCUGCACGCUAAACUGGAAAAGCUCGAUGUCUUAGAAAAAGAGUGUUUCAGACUGACGACGACCCAGCAGACUGCUGAGGAUAAGAUCAGAUAUCUCGAGGAGAAACUAAAGGAAGAGGAGCAUCAGCGCAAGCUGUUCCAAGACAGAGCGUGUGAGCUUCAAACUGGACUGGAAAUCAGCAAAAUUUUAAUGUCUACAGUUUCACAUUCAAAGUCCUGUAAAGAAAAGAAGAAACCACUAAAGAAAACUAAGUGUCUAAAGAGAGACCCACCUCAGAGAACGGCCCCCAUGCCUAGAGCACUGCCUUUGGAGAGGGAGACGUGUCUCCACAAGCCUCUCAGAACAACUUCCCAGGGCAAAGCUGGACCUCCUAACUCUGGAGAGCCCGUUUCCAUGUGUGACAGUUUGUCUGAACUUUUGAUGGCAAUGCAGGAGGAGCUGGACCAAAUGACUGUGGAGCACAGUGAACUACUGAAACAUAUGAUGCAAACUGGAAGCCACUCAGUCCCUGAUGACAUGGAGCAGGAGCUGGAGCAAUUAGUGAAGAAGAUGGAGAGCAAAGGAGCCCAGAUCUCCAAACUCAAGAAGCAUCAAGACAGUGUCCGUAAACUGCAGGAAAAAAUUCAGGACUCAAGGAUAAAAGGACCUUCAGGUGUCCUUCGGGAAGAUGGCAACCCUAAAGGACCAAAGAACAUGAAAAAUAUCCCUAGGAAGUCUCUGAAUGACACUAACCCUUUCCAGAAAAACAGCAGCUUUCGUCCAAUACAUGUUCACAAUCUCCUGGGGAAACUGAGGAGAGAUGAUAUCAAGUGGGAACAGUGACGGAAUGGUCACCGUCACCGUGAGUGGCCCGCCAGCGAGACCCUCACAUGUCUGUGUGGCUUACAUCUAAUGUACCUUGGGAGACUUUUGAAUUAUGCUCCUGGCUUUUAUAGAAUGUGAAGUUGUAUAUGCUCGGAACUAUGGCUAAUGAUCUACCCAGAAUCCCAGAGUAAUAAAUGCCUGAUGUUGCUAUGUACCGAAGCCCCUGCCUCAUCAAGCGUCAGAAGCAUUUAUUUUGCAGCUCCCUGAGGUGAAUCUACAAAGGGGGCCGAAGGGGCACUCACUAAAAUCAAACCUGAACUCCAAAUGCCACCCCAGUCUCACAUAGAGAGGCUGCCACCUGCAGACCGGCACAGAGUGAACAGAUGCGGUGACUUCCCUGGAAUUGACACGGUACCUCCUUUUACUCUCUGCAUUCAUGUUUGUCUGUUUUGUUUAGAGAGGGAAAGGCACAAUCAUUCUGCAAUUGUGUGAAAAUGCCUGUGACUGAGCUCUGAUGUGCCAGCUAUGAGAAGUAAUGCUUAACUGACUACAUUUCUUUUUAAACACCGGGAACUGGGUUUAUCUUACUCUUGUAUAACUUUUCCUGGUUUCUUGUCUGUGUUAUAGGUGAUUUUCUUCAGUAUAUGACAGUGUAGAGGAUCAAGAAGAUAAUGGGAUUUUAUAAGAAAUUAGGCAUUUAAUUAACUUUACCCACAAGAGAAAAUGAAUUCACUAAAUGCGGUAUCUCUUUUUAUACUUUAGAAUCAGUGAUGUCACAAUGGAUUUCUUUGUUGUAUACCUGUUUUAUAAUAAAUGAACACUUUUUUGUCUUU
Messenger RNA from Phodopus roborovskii (desert hamster), 2393 nucleotides. It is a transcript of the gene Cep57l1, whose product is annotated as centrosomal protein 57 like 1. The transcript has 11 exons. Bases 130 to 1578 code for a protein of 482 amino acids. Gene Ontology annotation, cellular component: centrosome. Lineage: Eukaryota; Metazoa; Chordata; Mammalia; Rodentia; Cricetidae. The record is from RefSeq and is a predicted model, not a curated record. Gene Ontology annotation, molecular function: microtubule binding; identical protein binding; gamma-tubulin binding.